UUUGACCCAAUCUAUUCUAACCUCGAGUCUUGUCUUCCCUUUCAUUAUUACCACACUAAAAAAAAUUCUGGAAUUUUGUGCGCUCAUAAUGAUCUUGAAAACUCAUUAUCCUUUUUUUUUUUUAAUCUUUUUAAUUAUUACUAUUAAAAAUGAAAAGAAAAACUAGGAAAGGAAAGAAAAUUUAUCAGGCUAAAUCGUUCUUUUACCUCUCAUGUCUUGAUCCAAAAACAAUGUCGACUCAUAACCCAACUGCUACAGUUAUUUCAGCACAGCGAGAGUCAAACGGUGAGACAAGAAACGGCCAAUCCUUCAGGUCUUAUCCUCCUGCAACUGCGCAGUUUGAAGAUGUUGUUCAAAGCUCAGACCUUUUCUGGGAAAAGCUCAAAGCUUUCCACAAAUCAUUUGGUACCAAAUUCAUGGUUCCAACCGUGGGAGGAAAGGCUCUUGAUCUUCACCAUCUUUUUGUUGAGGUAACAUCUCGUGGUGGCCUUGAGAAGGUAAUUAGAGAUCGUAAAUGGAAGGAAGUGAUAGCAGCCUUCAAUUUCCCAUCAACAAUUACCAGCGCCUCUUUUGUCUUAAGGAAGUAUUACCUAUCAUUACUUUACCACUUUGAGCAGGUCUAUCACUUCCACAAACAAGUCCCUUCAGUCUCAAUUCCAGAUACUGUGAAUGGGGAUUUUUUUAAUGAAUCUGCAGCUCAAAAUGAAGUUGCCACUAUGAAUCAGCUCACAGGUCUGGAAUUGCAGCUUGGCUCUUCAGUGACUGGAUUGAUUGAUGGGAAAUUUGAUGAUGGAUAUCUGGUUACUGUGAACUUGGGCUUUGAUCAACUUAAAGGUGUCUUGUAUCAUAUUCCUAAUGAACUUCACACGUCUCAGAGUUCUCAUACUUCAGAUUUACCUCCUCACCGGCACCAAAAAAGAUCUCGGUUAUUGGUACGCGAUCACUCUCAGCCCAAGUCUAACGAGAGUGGUUACAAUUUCUUCUUUGCUGAACAUUAUACUCAACUCAAGCCUCUAUACCAUGGAGAAGAGAAAGUUAUCAGCAAGAAGAUUGGGCUGCUAUGGAACAGCCUCACAGAGGCAGAAAAGCAGGUAUAUCAGGAGAAAGGUAUGAAGGACAAGGAGAGAUACAGGACUGAAAUGUUGGAAUAUAAAUCAUCUUAUGCUCAAUAGCUUACAAUGUUGUAGUUAGGACAUAAAUUUUCCAACUUCUCUGGAAGUUGCUGCUUCUGCUUCUGUUCUGUUUCGUUCCAUCUUUUCCCUUCUGUUCUAAUCAAAGAUUUUCUGACAGAUAUGCCUCCUUGACAACUGGGAGCUAAAAUGCUGCAACAUAUAUGCUGAAUUUUACUUGUCAAAGUGUUUUGGCUAGAAAUGGUGGCUUUUGCUUUUCUUCAUAAAUGAUAAAUAGAGGGCUAACAGAACAGUUUCUUUUAUGCGGGCUGUGCCUGCAUGGCAUCCGGGCGGGGCUUGGCCCUGGGAGUUUGUAAUGGGCCAGGAAGCAGGAACAACAAGCUCGGCCUGCUGGAUUCAGAGUUAGACGCCAUGCCCAUGCAGGUCUGAGCCCUGGCCCAGGAAAUAUGGACUAUACUGGGCCUGCAGGACCUCACAUUAGAUUGUUGCAACUUGUGUUGGAUGUUGGCCCAUUUAAAUUUUCUAAUUCUUUUAUUGAAUAUGUAAUUUAAUAUUUAUAAUUAAUAAGUUAUAAUCUAUAUCUAUCUAUCUA
Messenger RNA from Hevea brasiliensis (rubber tree), 1722 nucleotides. Its product is annotated as high mobility group B protein 10. Lineage: Eukaryota; Viridiplantae; Streptophyta; Magnoliopsida; Malpighiales; Euphorbiaceae. The record is from RefSeq and is a predicted model, not a curated record. Bases 150 to 1172 code for a protein of 340 amino acids. Gene Ontology annotation, molecular function: DNA binding. The transcript has 6 exons.